AUGAUAAUUAUACUAACGACGACCUUCGUUCUCAGUCUAUGCAUAUCAGUAGACACAUCUUAUUUUAUUUAUCAUUCAACUAUUCUUCAAGGUUCCUCUCGAAUCUACGAUUGUUUGUACGCUCAUUUAGUCGACAGUGGAAAAGCACUUGGAAAAGUCUAUCUACAAAGCGAUAAUCUAAUUCCUUAUUGUCGGCGACCCGAUGAAAAUGAAGAGCAAGGUAAACUUCGACAUCCCGUUCUUGAAAAUAUUGUACAAACAUACAGUUUUAAACAAUUGAAAAAUGAACAUAUAACUAGUGAAGAAUUACUUCAGUGGUUUUCACCUAUUGAUAUUGCAGAAGAUUAUGAAAGAUUUAUCAACGAAUCUGAUGUAUUCCAUAAUUGUUCAAUACCUUGGUUUGGUUCAAUGUGUGAAUAUAGGUUUGUUUUCGACGAAAAGUUAUCAUUCGAAACGAUUAUUGAUAUGACCAAGGCAAAGCAAGAUGGGAUUAAACGAAAUAUUUCUCAUGGAACAUGUUACCAAUUUCUAACGAAUUGCAGUGGAAGAUCAUGGCCAUUAUGUCUUCAUUGGAGCGAUAUUUGUGAUGGAAAAUUUGAUUGUUUAGAUGGUGCAGAUGAAGAAUUUUGCGAUCGAUUAGAAAUGACGAAAUGUAAUGAAAACGAAUACCGAUGCCAUUAUGGUGGGCAAUGUAUUCCACGCAGUUUUUUAAAAGAUGGCACAUUUAGUAUUGACUGUCUUGAUGGAAGUGAUGAAGGUGAAUACAUUCUCCUUAAUACGGGACUAAGAAUCUCUAAUUGUGAAUCUAACACACCGUUUCGAUGCAACGAAAUCAUUGGUCGGUAUCCGAAUUUUUUUCAAUGUGAUGAAGGAAACUAUAUUCAAAAUAGUGCGUUACCAGAUAGUAGAUCAGUGUGUGCAAACGAGAAAGACAAGAAAGUAUCGAUUGCUUUGCUUACAAACAUGGAACAUAUUUUAAGUAUUGAUUGCCAAAAAGCGUUCUACUGUGCACUGCAUGCCAAUCGAACAUUUGGGUUUCGAGGUGUAGAUGGCUCAAGUGAAGAAAUAUUCCCAAUUUUAGAAGAUAUUAGAAACGAAGAUUGUGAACCUUUGUCUGAACAUUGUGAAUCGGAAUGGUUGGUAAUACCUACCGUUCCUAAAUUAUUCGACUUUUUUCAAUUUGUUUAUUUUACGAAUCGAUCAGUUGAUGAUUUCAAAAUAUCGAUAGAACCUGAUCUCGUAUGCUUUCCAGCAAAAGCAUGUCCUGUAUUGUUAAUGGAAAUACGUCCCAUUCAACAUAUAAAUGGAUUAACGUGUUUUUCCCCUGUGAAUUUUUCAGUUUAUAAAUUAACCGACUUUAAUGAAGUAUUUAGUGCAUUUGCACAUUACAAUUAUUACUGUCGAACAAAGGGUAUCGAUUUGUCCUGUGAAAAUUCAACGAAUUUCUAUUGUAAUGAAUCCAUGAAAUGUAUUUCCUACAAUCGUGUUGGCGAUGGUCACGUUGACUGUUAUUAUGGUGAAGAUGAACAAUUUAAUACAUGUCAUUUGAACGAUUCAAAUCGAUUUCAAUGUUUAUCAGAUCCAACGAAAUGUUUACUAGAAGUUGCAAUGGGUGAUGUAACAGAAAGCUGUCCUGAUAAUGAAGACGAACUAUUCGUCUAUACCCAAGAACUUUCUGUAUUAAUAACUUAUCCACACAUAUGUGAUCGAGAUGAAGAUAUGGCUAGUUAUUACUAUCCAUUGAAUGAAACAGAUGAAACAAAUUGCCAAUGGUGGCCUUGUAAUAAUACUUACACACGUUGUGAUAAGAAAUUGGAUUGUUCCAAUGGUAUCGAUGAACUUAAUUGUCCAGAUUCGAACUGCUCUUUGAAUGAAUUCGAAUGCCACAACGGAACAUUGGGAAGAUCUUAUUGUAUACCGUUGAGUAAUAUGUACGAUAAAUAUUCCAAUUCAUGUGAUACAUUACCUGUAGAACGUAGUGUUUACUUUUAUAAUGGAACAGACGAUAUUAGUGAAGAUUACUUCUCUUGGAAUCAUAGUCAAUGUGUCAGUUUAGAGAAACUCUGCCGAUUGAAUUCGUCAACCACCGAAAAUAUUUGUCUUUAUGUUUCGAUAUAUUAUUUCUAUUGGGCAAUCGAUUACCCGACCAAACUGAUUCCGAAUGACGACAAUUUUUGUAGGCAUACUUUUAAUCCUUUUCCGGAAAAUACUCCUCGUUUUCUCAAAACAUCUCGAUUAGGAUAUUUGCCUUCAUCGCCAGUCAAUCAUUCGAAGCUCGUUCUAUCGCAAACCGCGAAUCCAACUAAAAGAGUCCUAACCGGUAUCGAUACUGAAUCCAUUUCAUAUUGUCAUCGUGGUAUUCUCGCAUUACAGGGUUCAAAUCAAACAAAAACAUGUUUUUGUCCACCAAAUUAUUUUGGAUCGCAAUGUCAAUGGCAAAAUCAACGUGUUAGUUUAACUAUUCAAAUCGUAUGGCGUAGUGUAACAUUUCAAAUGGCUAUGUUCGAAUUGAUUAUCAUGCUUAUUAAUGAAUACGGACAAAUUGGAUCAUAUCACGAACGAAUUACUCAUAUGCCUGCGCGUGAUUGUAAUAAGAAGUAUAAUCUUUAUUUGUUGUAUCCAGAUCGGCCGAAAUCUUUAACACAGAAUUAUUCAAUUCGUAUCGAUAUUUAUGAGAAAACAUCUUUAACCUAUUGGGCUAGUUGGCAUCUACCGAUACCUUUUCAAUUUUUGCCCGUCAAUCGAAUUGCAGCACAAAUUACUAUUCCUGAUUUGCAAAAUCGUGAUAUAUGCACUUCACCAUGUGGCGAACAUGGUAAAUGUAUGAAUUACAUCAAUGAGAAGUCGUUGAGUUUUUGUCUAUGUGAGCAAGGAUAUUCCGGUACUUAUUGUAACUUUAAACAUGAAUGCCAUUGCGCAAAUGAUUCAUUCUGUUUAACAUCAUCGAUAUGCGUUUGUCGGCUGAAUAAAUUUGGUUCAUAUUGUUAUUUAAACCAUUCGAUUUGUCAAGCAAACUCGAACAAUCCGUGCGAACAUGGUGGAAUAUGUGUUCCAAGUGAUGAUCGAAUAGCUUUAAAUGACUUUACUUGUUUCUGUUCGGAAGAUUAUUCAGGAAAACGAUGUGAAAUCCAAAGUAGUCGUAUUGAUAUAGUAUUAAAUGAUGAAAUAAGAUCUGCUACAACACUUUUAUUAUUACAUUUCAUCACAGCAUUUGAUCAUACUGAACAUGAAAGACAAAUUUUAUGGAAGAAAUUCACUCUGAAUCAAGAAAUCUUGACAAAUUAUAUCACAAAACCAUUUCAUAUACUUUUCCUAGAAAUUCCAAAUCCGAAUUCUUACUAUUUAGCAAUUCUUCGAGAAGUCUUUGAACCUUCGGAAUAUAUUCGUACAAAAAUACAAAGGGAACAACGUUGUUUGUCCAUCGAUCAACUGAAUGAAAGCCUUCGACAUUAUGAAUAUUUUCGACGAGUAAAAUAUUAUCCAUUACUAUGCCGACAAAAUCUCGACUUAAAAUGCUUUUACGAUCCCGAACAUAUGUGCUUGUGUGAUCAAGAUCGAUUUGCCAAUUGUUUUCUAUUUAACCAUACAAUCAAUCAUGAUUGUUCAGAUUAUAAUUACUGUGAAAAUCAAGGUCGAUGUCUUCGAAAUAAUGCGACCUGUCCAAGCAAAUGGACUUGUAUCUGCCAGGAUUGUUUUUAUGGUAACAAAUGUCAAUUUUCGACGAGCGGUUUUAUAUUAUCACUUGAUACAAUUCUUGCGUAUCAUAUUCAACCAAAAGUUUCCAUUGGUCGGCAAUCACUACUCAUCAAAAUAAGUAUUUUUAUCAGUUCGACUCUUUUCCUUCUUGGAUUUUGCAAUGGUUUAUUAGCAUUUGUCACAUUCCGUCGAAGUAAAGUCAAAAGAGUAGGAAGUGGUUAUUAUCUUCUAUCUUCAUCAAUUGUUUCAAUAUUAACGAUACUUCUUUUAACAUAUAAGUUUUGGUUUUUACUUAUGUCUCAAACGUCUUUCAUUAUCAAUCGAACAUUACUUCAUUGGAAUUGCUUGAUAGUAGAUAUUCUUAUUCGAAUAUUUCUCGCGUUAAGUGAAUGGUUGAAUUGCUGUGUAGCAAUUGAAAGAGUGUUCAGUGUUAUUAUGGGUGUUCGGUUCCGAAGAACGACAAGUGUUCGAUAUUCAAAACGGGUCAUCAUAAUUAUAAUCAUCUUGGUCACGUCGACACAUAUGCAUGAACCACUUCGUCGCGAGUUGAUCGAUGAUUUCGAUAUUGAUGAACAUAGAAUUUGGUGUUUCGUUCGAUAUUCAUCUUUGAUUGAAAAAUACAAUUCAGUUAUAACUCUUUUUCAUUUCCUUAUACCUUUUACCAUUAAUGUUAUAUCUUCUCUUUGGAUCAUUAUAAAAUUAGCAUACAGACGACGUAGAGUUCAACGUGGAGAAACAUUGAAAGAUCAUCUCAGAUACCAAAUUCAACAACAUCGACAUAUUUUAUAUUCGCCAUUUAUUUUAAUAUUAUUAACAUUGCCUCGUUUGAUCAUUUCAUUCAUACGCACUUGUAUGAGAUCAACACAAAAACCAUGGUUACUUCUAAUCGGUUAUUUCCUUUCGUUUGCACCAUCAAUGUCGAUAUUUAUUGUUUUUGUUUUACCAUCAAAGAUAUACAAAGCAGAACUAGAUGCCGUCGUCGAACAGCUCCUAAAAAAAUUUCGUACAGCUCAAUAA
Messenger RNA from Adineta ricciae, 4713 nucleotides. NCBI's taxonomy places the organism in Eukaryota, Metazoa, Rotifera, Eurotatoria, Adinetida, Adinetidae. The record is from the annotation of a GenBank genome assembly.